Tricharina praecox is the source of this 1830-nucleotide messenger RNA. RefSeq names its product major facilitator superfamily domain-containing protein. NCBI's taxonomy places the organism in Eukaryota, Fungi, Ascomycota, Pezizomycetes, Pezizales, Pyronemataceae. Gene Ontology annotation, cellular component: fungal-type vacuole membrane. Gene Ontology annotation, biological process: basic amino acid transport; transmembrane transport. The coding region runs from base 114 to 1727 and encodes 537 amino acids. The transcript has 5 exons. Gene Ontology annotation, molecular function: basic amino acid transmembrane transporter activity. The record is from RefSeq and is a predicted model, not a curated record.
CCGGGUACUACCGAUGAUCGACACGGGAGCAGUCCUUAACUAAACGCCGAUGACCAUGACAUGACCUAGGAACAUAUCACAACACACGACCACCUCACAGCUUCUCUACCAAGAUGCCUCACGACGCCGAACGCGAAGCACCGAUUGCUUCCGAGGAGUCUCCACUGCUCGGGGAUGCGGUCGAAAGUAACACCGCCGACGACGUUCCAGUUGCGCAGGAGCUUCCCACGGCGAAGCUAGUUGCCGUGUUGCUCUCCGUCUGGAUCGGCGUAUUCCUCUCCUCGCUCGACACCACAGUAAUCAGCACGCUCCUCGCGCCCAUCAGCAGCGAAUUCAACUCCUUCGCCUCGCUUUCGUGGAUCACGACCGCGUACCUGAUCGCGCAAGCGGCGCUGCAGCCGCUGUUCGGGAAGUUGACGGAUAUCUAUGGGCGGCGUGGGGGACUGCUCGCCUGCAAUACGCUGUUCGCCGUCGGCACCCUCUUGUGUGGGUUCGCUAGGGAUGAGUAUGGUAUGAUUGCCGGGAGGAUCCUCGCCGGUGCCGGCGGCGGCGGCAUGACCGCUAUUUCGUCGAUUGUCGCGACGGAUUUGGUGCCGUUGAGACGCAGGGGCGUGGUGCAAGGCGGUGGUAACUUGGCGUAUGGAACUGGCGCGGCGUUGGGUGGGCUCUAUGGCGGUAUUGUGAACGACACUAUCGGGUGGAGAUGGGCGUUCAUCCUGCAGAUCCCCAUAAUCGUGGUCUCUAGCAUAUUCGUCUUCCUCUACGUCAAUAUUCCAAUCAAGAAGAUAGAAGGUCCUCGGCACAAGCGUGUCGACUACCUUGGAGCCCUCAACCUAGUCAUGUUCCUGAUGUUGUUUCUGCUCGCACUCAAUACUGGUGGAACAUUGGUUCCAUGGACUCAUCCGCUGGUGCUGAUCGCUCUGUCGCUGAGUGUGGUGUUCCUGGCGGGAUUCAUAUACACCGAGAAGUUCAUCGCCAAGGAACCGGUGAUACCACUGAAGAGUCUGCAGGACCGGACGGUUCUGGCAUCGUGCUUGACAAUGCUGUUCAUGGUGAUGAGUGUAUACUGCGUGUACUUCUUCAUCCCCAUCUACUCCAUGCUCCGCGGCGCCUCCGCCACCGCAGCAGGAGUGAACCUUAUGCCCUUUUCCGUCGGAAUCUCGAUCGGUUCCCUCGGCGCAGGUCUAAUCAUGAAUCGCACGGGGCGCUACUACCGGCUCGGCCUCGCCUCCAUGUUCGUGUUCAAUCUCGGCACCGGGCUGUUCUGCACCUUCACGCUGCACACUCCGCGCUGGCCACAGAUGCUGUACUUACUCUUCUUUGGCAUGGGGUACGGUGCAACGCUCACCGUGGGCCUGCUGUCGCUCAUCGCGGCGGUGAAACACUCGGAGCAGGCGACUACUACCUCCUCGUCGUAUCUGUUCCGUGCUACCGGUGGCACCAUUGGCGCCGCGGUGGGAAGCGCGGUGUUUCAGACUUCACUGCGCACUCACCUACUCAAGCAAUUGGGGGAUGGUGAGGAGGCGGGGGAGGUCAUCCGUAGAGUUCUGCAAGACUUUGGUGAAGUUGCGAAGCUCGUCCAGCCGUGGAAGGGAGAGGUCACGGAUGCGUAUAUGAGCGCCCUGAGGAUGGUGUUUACUGUCGGGUUUGCUCUGGGCACACUCGGACUGCUCACGAUCGCCGCGAUGAGGGAGAAUAAAUUGCAUAAAACUCUGGAUAGAAGAUAGAUGUAGAUGUAGAUGGGGGCAUAGAUUAGAGAGAUUAGAGAGAUUGAACGAGAUUGAAUGAGAUGAACGAGAUUGAUACCAGUCGGCAACAAUAGCAUGCACU